Molecule: messenger RNA, 1054 nt
Organism: Nematolebias whitei (Rio pearlfish)
Lineage: Eukaryota; Metazoa; Chordata; Actinopteri; Cyprinodontiformes; Rivulidae
Gene: mc5ra
Product: melanocortin 5a receptor
Exons: 4
Coding region: 7-1032 (341 amino acids)
Biological process (GO): G protein-coupled receptor signaling pathway
Cellular component (GO): membrane
Molecular function (GO): melanocortin receptor activity
Source: RefSeq, a predicted model, not a curated record
GCGAGGAUGAACGGGACCGACAGAACAACAUAUCAAGAGGAGGAGCUGCUGGCUAACUCCACCUGGACCUAUCACCAGAACUACACUCUCUCUCCUUCCCUGCUUCAAGACAAGACUACCACGCCCAAACCUGCGUCAUGUGAGCAGGUCCACAUCGCUGUUGAGGUUUUUCUGAUCCUGGGUAUCAUCUCUCUGCUGGAGAACAUCAUGGUCAUUACAGCCAUCGUGAAGAACAAGAACCUCCACUCACCCAUGUACUUCUUUGUCUGCAGUCUGGCAGUAGCAGACAUGCUUGUGAGUGUGUCCAACGCCUGGGAGACCAUCAUCAUUUACCUCCUGAACAAGAGACAACUGGUGGUGGAGGAGCACUUCAUCAGGCAGAUGGACAACGUGUUUGAUUCUAUGAUCUGCAUCUCGGUUGUUGCAUCCAUGUGUAGCCUGCUGGCCAUUGCUGUGGACAGGUACGUCACCAUCUUCUACGCACUGAGGUACCACAACAUCAUGACAGUGAGAAGAGCCGGCUGCAUCAUCGGAGGAAUCUGGACCUUUUGCACAGGCUGCGGCAUUGUCUUCAUCAUCUACUCUGAGACCACGCCUGUCAUUAUAUGUCUGGUGUCCAUGUUCUUUGCCAUGCUGCUCAUCAUGGCUUCUCUCUACAGCCACAUGUUCAUGCUGGCCCGCUCUCACGUGAAGCGCAUCGCCGCCCUGCCUGGAUACAACUCCAUCCACCAGCGCACCAGCAUGAAGGGUGCCAUCACCCUCACCAUCCUCUUGGGAAUCUUCAUUGUCUGCUGGGCUCCUUUCUUCCUUCACCUGAUCCUCAUGAUCUCCUGCCCGCGUAACCUCUACUGCGUGUGCUUCAUGUCGCACUUCAACAUGUACCUGAUCCUCAUCAUGUGCAACUCAGUGAUCGAUCCCCUCAUCUAUGCCUUCAGGAGUCAGGAGAUGAGAAAGACUUUCAAGGAGAUUAUUUGUUGUUACAGCCUGAGGAAUGUCUGCACCAACAUCUGCGCUAUGACUGGUAAGUUCUGAGAGGAAAGGAGAAAACAAUUCA